AUGGGGAACUCGCACAGUGGUAAACACGGCAAGCCGAGCCGCCGGCUGGACCGUCACGCGGCGUUACGACCCUCUGUGCACGCGCGAAGAGCUCGGCUGAUUGGAGUCAGUCAGUUCGGCUUCGAGCCGGCGUUCGAGGCUCCCCUGAACCACGUGCUGCCGGCGCCGGGACGGCCGCGCGCGCACAGCUUCCGAUCGCCUCCUGUGAGCCUGUCGCAGUCGCUGGACGCGCUGCCGACCAUCCAGCUGGAGCACCGGCAGUCGGAGCGGCCGCGGCGCAGGAGCGAGCUGCGCGCCUCGCGCUCGGCGCGGCGCAGCUCGCGGCAGAGACCGCCUCCUCCGCCGGCGCCGGUGGCUUCCACAGACGACGAGAGGCCCGCGGUACCUCAGCGGCGCCGGCCCCCGAGACGGAGUCGGAUGGUGGGCCGACAGCUGCCUGCCGAGCCGGAGCCGCGUGCUGCAGAGAACAUCUACGAGACGAUCCCCAGUGGAGGAGAGGCCUCCUCGGAGAGUGAGGACGGAGAGCCCUCGGCGCGCGCCGGCCGCGGACCUGCCUCCCUGUCUCUCCCGGCGCUAGUUCACUGCAGUGGGGAGCAGCUCUCUGAGGCGGACCCUCCCGCUGCCUCAGAGGGUGCCGCCGCGCCGCUGGCCACCUCCUCUCCUCGGCUGGCGGCGCGUGCCUCCCUGAGCUCGCUCACCAUCCGUGUGUCGGUACCGGCCUCCCGCUCCGGCGGCGGGUUCAAACGGAGGAACAGCCUGCCGGCCCGGUCGGCGCUCGAGACGCAGGCGCGGCUGGGCGGCUCGCUGCGGCCCGCCUCCUCCUGUGUAGCCGUGGACGAGGUGCGGGUUCAGUCGCCACACUCCACGCUGGUGGACGUGGUGCCGAGCGGAGCAGAGUCGGACGGAGCUGAGGAACCCUCCAAGCCGGGCGAGCAGGGAGAGGCCGCUCGGCAUAACCCUUCAUCUUCCACCGCAUCACCCGCUCCGGCGGAUGAAACCGACGAGACAGUUCAGGUGACCGACACUACCGUCGAAAUCAAAGAGGAUGAGGACGCAGUAGAUGGCUCAGCUCGCGCCGCCCCUGCGGGCAGACCCGCUGUGGACCCCUGUGAGGACGGUGUCGCGGCGGACAGUGGUCCUGAGGACAGUGAGUGCGGAGAGGACUCGGGGGCAGGCUCUCCACUGGACCAGACUCUGGACGUGUCGGCGGCGGAGUUGAGCAGCGACCCGGCGCCCACGCUGGCCGAGCUGGACGCCGUGUUUGAGCGGGCCGAGUCGGCAGAGGAUGGAGACUGGUCCGGCGCGGAGACGGACAGGGUCGGACCGACCGCCGGCGACAGCGCCAACAGUCAGAUGGAGAACGCGGUGACUCCCGUCUACCUGGCCGCUCAGGAGGGGCACCUGGACGUACUCCGGUACCUCGUGGACGAACAGGGCGGCUCGCUCACCCUGCCAGCUAAGGACGGCAUGGCACCGGUCCACGCCAGCGCCCAGAUGGGCUGCCUCAGCUGCCUCAAAUGGAUGGUUCUUGAGAAGGACGUGGACAUCAACAUGCGGGACGGCGACGGCGCCACGCCGCUCCAUUUUGCGGCCAGCCGCGGCCACACUCAGAUGGUGCGCUGGCUGCUGCGGCACGGUUCCAAAAUAGUGCUGGACAAGUACGGCAAGUCGCCCAUCAACGACGCGGCCGAGAACGAACGAAUAGAGUGUCUGUCUCUGCUGGUUCAGCACGGCACCGACCCCGAUUACGACAUGGAUGAGGACGCCGACAGCGGCCGACAGUCCAACUCCAACUCCAACCCGUGCUGCUGCAGGGGGAAGACGUCUGCCGGCGACUCGUCCGGCCCGUCCAGCCCCCGUUCCACCGAGUCCACAUCGUCCCACUACUACAGCGGCGGCAGCUCGACGGGCGAGCACUCUCCGUUCUACCUGCACCGUCCGGGCGCCGCUCCGACCGCUCCGGGGGGCCCACCGACCGGACCCCGGACCCUGAACGCCGGACACAGGCCCUUCUACCUGCACGAGCCGGGCGACUCGGUCUACCACCGGGUCAACGAGCUGUUCAACUCGCUGACGCUGGGGCACGAGCCGCGAGCCAGCAAUGGAGAUAAGAAGCAGCAGCGGCGCAGGAGGGACGGGGAGAAACAGAAACUGAAGCGGGCCGCGCCGGCUGCGGAGGUGCCGCCCCCGCCCCCGCCCCCGCCGCCGCCGCCGCCGGGGACGGUGCAGAAUGGACAGGGAUCCCCACCGCCGCCGCCACCACCGCCCCCGCCACCGCCAGCUACCAGCAAAACUUUGCCGAGGUUACCAGCGUCUAAGCCGGGGACGCCACCCGCCAUCACGGAGCCUGUCAGUCAGAAAGAGGCCGACGCUCGACGACCUGGCUCCGGAGGAGGCCUUCACCCGUACACAAACGUGGCACCUUACGAAAUAGUGGCCGACGUUCAUGAGAACAGCUCUGACACAGAGUCCAUUCCACCUCCGCCGGAGUUCGGUGACAGCAGCAGCUCGGGCCGCGACAAGAGUCCGCUGCGUCGACUGCACGCCCUUUCCACAUCCAGUAGCACCUCCAGCGGGCCGCCCGUGCCGCUGCCGCCCAAACCCGCCCCCGCCCCCGCCCCGGACGCGCCGCCCGCGCCCCUGCCGCCCAAACAGAAACGGCGGGAGCCGGCCACCGCGCCGCUCCCGCCGCCGCCCCCACCCAAAACGGCGACUCCGGCCGCCCACAAGGCACCUCCUCCUCCACCCCCUCCCCCUCCGCCGCCCCCGCCCCCUCCCCCACCACCCCCGCCUCCUCCGAGCCAGGGCGGCAGCGCCGAGUCGUCCACGGCAGAGGGCAGCACCUCCGAGGAGCAGACUCUGCGGCCCAGUCAGCUUAAACAGGCGUCCCAGGGCGCCGAUACCAGUCUUUCAACGCUGCGGGAAGCGCGUCAGGUCCGCGGCAGCCGCCCCACCUCCCUGCCCGCGGACGCCGGGGAGCACCUGUCUGCCCAGCUGCAGGCCGUCACCGGAGACCCGUCCAGCUCCGCCGGCACCCUGCUGACCACCGCCGCCAAACUCAAACACAUGCCUGCCGUGCCGUUCAUCCCGCCCAAGUUCCCGUCGCUCGCCGACCCGAACCAGCUCAUCAAACCGUCCGAGUACCUGCGCUCGAUCGGCGGCCGGCCGGUGGCGCCGCCUGGCGGCCGGCAGACGGCGCCACCGUCGGAGCAGGGCGCCGAGGACGGGCCCGUCAGCCUGAGCUCUGACAGCGGAGUGGACUCGAUCGCCUCGUCUCAGCCGGCGCCGCCGCCGCUGCCGGCGAUCCCUGAGGCGGCUCAGGAGGGCGGACCCCCGCCUCCCCCGCCCCCUCCGGCUCCUGCGGCCGGUCCGCCGCUGGUGGCUAUCUCGGCCAGUCAGCUGCAGCAGGUGCAGCUGAGGAAGACGGCCGACAAACUCACCAAGACCUACUCGGCGCCCGUGGGCGGCGCAACGACAGCCAACAACAACAUGUCGGUGAAGAAAGACGACGUCAUCGCCGAGCUGAAGCGCAGCAAGGACAUGGACGGCGUACGAAAGCUGCGGGAGGAGCGGGCCAAGUCGGCCGUGCAGAUCCUCCGGGAGGAGAGCAAGGAGAUGAGCAAGGAGUUCACCGCAGAGGCUUUCCUCAGCGAGAUUCCCGAGACGGACGCGGCCGGUAACACGAUUCCGGCGUGGAAGCGACAAAUGAUGGCGCGGAAGGCAGCUGAGCGCGCCAAAGUCGCCGCCGAGGAGCAGCGUCUGAAGGACCUGGAGCAGCAGAAGAUGCAGGCGCUGCCGCCCUGGAAGCGACAGCUGAUCGCCAGGAAGGAGGAAGAGGACGCCAAACGCCGCUCGAUGACCAGCUGCCGACGGGUGCCGGUGGCGGCCCCCACCCCCGAGGAGAUGAUGAAGACAAGAGCGGCAGAACCGCUGGCCGUGCACCGGUAGUAGAGGCUGCCGGCCGGGAGGGCGCUCUGUACCGCUCGUAGGCGUUCUGCCCCGGCUAGGGACGUUGAGUGCCGACCUGCAGGACCUGCAGGUUCUGGUCCGACCCCGGGGAGCCCUGUCCCGGCCUGAGGCAUCUUGUCCCGGCCCGAGGCGCUUCGUCCCGGCCAUGGGCGUCCUUGUGCCGGCGCGGCGCGUCCCAGUUGUGCCGUUCGAUCGGAGGCCGCUGGCGGGCACUCCGUCCCGCCGCGGCAGACGGACCGGACCUUCCGCGGUGAUAUCUCUGAUUACCGUCCGCAGCCGCCGUCCGUGGGGUGAUGUAUGGUGAGUGGAGUCCCCAGUCACCACUGCACUGCCGACAGUGGCGACUCUCAGACAGCCUCUCUCACUCAGAGAGCCGCCACAAACACAUGUGUCAGGCUCAGCCAGCAGACGACAGAGCCCACUCGGCUGUAAUAGACACCGCGAGGAGCCGCCGUUCUGCGCACCAACCUUGAGCGAAGCUGCUGGAAGGACAGGAGGACGCGCGCGGAUUCCAGGCAGGAGGGCGCCGGCAGCCGGUGUCUCCUGCUCGGGGGGACGGGGGGGGGGGGGGGUCUCAGCACUGCGUGCUGACCGGGGCGACGGGACAAUGCCAUGUGAUACUGUGUCCUGUGCGCCCCGAGGUGGCUGCGUCUGGUUGACGCAUCAGAUGUGCGAGCGUGUUAGAAAGUGUGGAAGUGUGAGUGCUUGCGAUUGUGGACAGUAGCUUAUAACUAAUGUUCAUUUGUCCA
Molecule: messenger RNA, 4718 nt
Organism: Amphibalanus amphitrite
Lineage: Eukaryota; Metazoa; Arthropoda; Thecostraca; Balanomorpha; Balanidae
Product: espin-like
Exons: 12
Coding region: 1-3948 (1315 amino acids)
Biological process (GO): actin filament bundle assembly
Cellular component (GO): cytoplasm
Molecular function (GO): actin filament binding
Source: RefSeq, a predicted model, not a curated record